Molecule: messenger RNA, 2176 nt
Organism: Penicilliopsis zonata CBS 506.65
Lineage: Eukaryota; Fungi; Ascomycota; Eurotiomycetes; Eurotiales; Aspergillaceae
Exons: 4
Coding region: 300-2024 (574 amino acids)
Cellular component (GO): nucleus
Molecular function (GO): nucleic acid binding
Source: RefSeq, a predicted model, not a curated record
UAUCAAGGUCAUCUAGAGUUUCCUAAUAGUAGGAAUCAUGUAUUAACUACCAGGCUACAAGAAGACAAUACAGUAAUGAAUAGACAGAAUAUUAAAGAAGCACACUAUUUCAUUCAAUAUUCCUCAAUAUUCCUCAAUAUCUCUCUUCACUAUUUCACUGCUGGUUUGCUCGGUUUGCUUGUCAUGGCUCUUACCCGAUCUGGACACUGACAAACGACCCUCACCGUCUCGUUUCCCCUCCCGACCUCCUUCUGAGUUUUCUUCCCUGUCGUCUGCUUGAUGGAUGCUAAGACUGCAAUAUGGGCCGAUCAGAGCGUCUGAAACUUCUCUUUGCUGGAGAUGAGGCUCUUCUCCAGGUGGACACGCAGCGAAAUAUUGCACCUGUUGUCGGAGACGGAGACAGAGAGAAAGACAAAGACAAACCCACUCUCUCUGAAAAAAUUCCCAACGAAACAGUGACUCAUGUUGCAGAAUCAGACUCUAAUCAGAGCGGAGGGCCCCUAGAAACGGUGAAUCAACAGCAAGGGAAGUGGGAAACAGACCCAGUUCUCCAUCCCGAACAGCUCCCUGUUGAAAAUGCUUUCUCGCCGCUGCUUGCAGUGUCGCGUUUCCCAUACAAAUACAUCCGAGGGGACCUGUCUCAAGCGGUGGCCAAGAAGUUCUUUGAUGGAGGAAAAUUCUGGACGCGAGGCUGGGAUUUAUAUUACAUUCACGUUCCCCCCUCCGUGGGAUAUCGUCCACUGCUUUUAGUACCUACUUCGCAGGCAGAACGUUUUCUUACCGAGAUUAACGAGGCUCUGGAAUGUGACCUGUCAAUGAGUAAAGAUGGUCGACUCGGCCUGGUUCUCGUUUUCUCAAACAACAAUGCCCCGAAACCGACUUACCUUGGCAAAUCCACUAAUAAACAGACCAAGGACGAGUUGGAACAGAGCAUCCCUGAGUCUGUUGAGGUCUACAGUCAAGAUGGCUAUCCUGUCGACUGUGAAAAAGACCAGAGAGCUCUAUUCGAUGACUUCUGCAAGAUGAUUGAAGCAGGCGUCGACGCCACAAAGAACAAGAAGGCGAGCAAAGCGAGAAAGCAAGAAUUCCGCCUUCAGUUCCAGCACGGCUGGGCCCGUUGUCUACGCCGCACACAAUGCUACUUUGGCCUUCGUCCCCGCUGUUCCCGCGAUGAGCUUGGAGCUCACCACUCAAGCAAUGAGCCGCUGCCGCCCCUAAACGUCAGGGAACUUGUUACCUUGCCGUUCUGGAACGAGCCCAUCUUCAUCAGCAUUGAUGUCGAGUCUAAUGAGUUCUGCCAUAGCCAGAUCACGGAAAUUGGCAUUUCGAUUCUCGACACUCUUGACCUCGUGGACAAAGCGCCUGGGGGGAAUGCGCAGAAUUGGGUCUCGCAGAUCCGCUCGCGCCAUUUCAGAACAAAGGAGUACGCGGGUGUCGUCAACAUGCGGUUUGUCAACGGCUGUCCAGACAAGUUCCAAUUCGGGGAGAGCGAAUGGGUUUCCCUUGCUGAUCUUCCCACUGUCGUGGACUCGUGUUUCCAGCCCCCCUAUUCUUCUCGUCCAGACAGCCACAAAUUGACGGAACGUAACCUGAUCUGUGUCGGCCACAACACAACCAGUGAUAUCACCUAUCUGCGCAAUCUGGGCACUCGCACAUUUAAAAAUGAUCCACCCACUCCUGGUGACGGGGAGAGACGCUUCCUCGACUGUCUGGACACGGCGGAGCUGUUCCGUACUCUGCGAAACGAGCCCCAGAGCCGCUCACUGGCACACAUCCUGUCCGAGCUGGGCAUGGUCCCCUGGCAUCUGCACAACGCAGGGAAUGACGCGCGAUAUACGAUGGAAGCCCUGGUGCAGAUGAUAGUCCAAUCUGCCGUCUUUCCUGCUGAAGAUCGGAGUGGCGAGUGCAUGGGUGGGGUGGUCCUCGUCGAUGGAGAAGGUGUCACCCUGCAGGAACGUCCUCUUUGCGCAGAUGACAUUGACGGAGGUGAACCUGGAGGUCUAAGGGGGAAGCCGGUGGUCUGAUUAAUAUAGUAUUCUGAAGAUAGCCCACAGAAAUCUCCAUCUCUCCCUCUCCACCAUUCCAUCUCUGCACUCUCUGCUAUAUCAACCUCAGGCCCACCUAAAUGAGAAGCAUAGUAUAAGUAAUUACUAUACUCCGUACGUGACGAGUUUGA